Hibiscus syriacus is the source of this 1146-nucleotide messenger RNA. RefSeq lists its product as uncharacterized. NCBI's taxonomy places the organism in Eukaryota, Viridiplantae, Streptophyta, Magnoliopsida, Malvales, Malvaceae. The record is from RefSeq and is a predicted model, not a curated record. The transcript has 3 exons. The coding region runs from base 170 to 850 and encodes 226 amino acids.
CCAAUAAAACGCUCUCUCCCAUUUAUGCCUUCGGGUGUUGCAGUCUCCAUUCACAAAAAAGGAAGAAACGCUUCAUAUUUUUCUCUGUUUUACUGAGUAACUGAUGUCAAGGUUUUAAAGAGUUGCAGGUAUCCCAAAAAAAAAAAAAAAACUAAAGAGAAAGAGAGAGAUGGGUUCGUGUGUAUCAGUGCAUAAGAGCUCUCAAGAAUCGGCCAUGAAAAUUGGACUCUCUUUUGGGUCUAAAACAGACAAUCUCAUCAUCCCACCUUCACUUGUUAAGGAGAAACCCGAUGCUGCCAACGGUAGUGAAGAUGAAUCCUUUUUUGAUUCCCGAGCAUACCUGGAUUUGGAUUGUGAUGACGAUUUCUUCAGUGUUAACGGUGAUUUCACUCCAUCUGGUGGUAAUACCCCCCUACAUCAUAAUAGCUUCUCCAUGGAGGCACCUAGAAAUUACAAGGCCACUGAGGAUGGAUCUCCUGGCUCAGCUUGGGAAACGUACCCUGGAAAGAAAAAGAAGCUGGUUGAACUAUUCCGUGACAACAUUAAUGAAGAUCAAGAUGUUGUUCAUGAGCUGAAUGCCUCGAUCAACCAGGACACUGCGAAUAGAAAGCUCGAAGUCAAACCAAAAAUCCAAGAAAUACUACCUCCAAAAUCUGCUGAUGGUACCCCUCAAGUCUCUCGAACCAACUCCUGGUGUAGUAGUAAAAGGACUGCAAAUGGUGAUAACCUCAUGUUUAAGGAGAAGCCUCUUAGCUCCACGCAAAGUUGCCUUCCUAGCUUGGUUUCGUGUAAUAGUUUUAGCGAAAGGAAGAAGAAAAUGAGCCCUGCAAUAGUAAAUUAUAAACCUUAGUAGCCAUCGGUUUCCCGGCAAGUAGGUUGAAGAAGCCCAGAACUUAAGUCCUAGAGUUCGUGCUCGCAAUAUAACAUAGAAGUUUUCUCGGAUAUAAUGAAGUAUUGGGGGUAGGGGGUCAUGAUUACAUAUGGGAUGUAAUGAAGUCCCAGAGAUUCGGGCAAUGUAAAAAGCAUUACAUUAAAUAUAUGACAUCGAAAAUAUUAUAUAUACAUAUGUUUGUAACUGCUGUGUAUGAAAUCCAAAUUGUGGUUUACAGGUUCAUCUGAAAUAAUAAUAUAAGUUAUGGUAUGUUA